Rotaria sp. Silwood2 is the source of this 1098-nucleotide messenger RNA. Lineage: Eukaryota; Metazoa; Rotifera; Eurotatoria; Philodinida; Philodinidae. The record is from the annotation of a GenBank genome assembly.
AUGUCAGAAGAUACAUUCCCGAGUACACUUGAAAUGUUAUCUGUAGAACUUUGGCGCGAAAUUUUUGAAUAUUUGAAUUCUUAUAGUUUAUGGUAUUCAUUUCGUGGUUUGAAUAGAAGAAUUGAUGCAAUUAUUGAUCAAACAGCAUUAUAUUUUAAUUUUAAAAAGAAAGGUACUUAUGGUUACUUUAUGAAAACUAUUCUACAACCGAUGAAGACUGUUAAUGUUCGUUCAUUAAAUUUUAUAAAUUUGAAUGAAAUACAACCUUUUUUCUCGAACUUUUCUCUUGAUUCAUUAAUUCGUCUUCGUUCAUUAUCAUUAAAAUUUAUGUAUUCUUUUAAUGAUAAUUCAUUUACAUUUUGGAAUCAACUUUCAUCUUUGAAACAUCUACAAGUAUUGAAAAUUAUGUUUUGGAAUUGUUUAAUACGCAGUAAUUGUGUUGAGGAAAAGAAAUAUAUUUUAUAUUCGAUAUUUAAUAAAGGUUAUUGUCCAUCGUUGAAAUGUUUUGUGAUCAGUACUGGUGGUAUGCAACAAAGUACACACACAAUUCCUUUGUUAAUUACAACAACUAAAACAACAAAUAUUCAAUAUCUAUCGAUUGACGCACUGACUUUUAAUGAUUUAAUGAAAUUACUUCCUGCUUUGCAAAAAGUUAAAUUAUUUUAUGUCGAUUACCAAAUGACAUGUGAUGGUAGUUUUAAUGAACUACAUCAGCCAAUGAUAGUGGACAUGCCGUUGCUAUCGAAAUGUGUUGACUUGCAUUUAAAGUUAUCAAAUGAUAUAACAUUAGAACAUAUCGAAUAUUUACUAAAACAAACGCCUGGUUUAAAGAAAUCAUUUAUAUGGGGUUGGUAUCAUUUACUUGAUGCUAACAGAUGGGAAUAUUUAUUGUCCAUGUAUUGUACGAAAUUAAGAAGUUUUCAAUUAAUAUGUACUGGUCAUAUUUGUAGUGAUGAUUUUGACCAAGCUAUAGAUGAUUUCGAACAAACAUGUCAAAAAUCACGAUUUUGGAAUGAACGAAAUGUUAAAAUUUCAUGUGAUAAAGAUUUUUCAGUUCAUGAUUAUCGUGAUGAUGUUAAUAUUGAAUUUAAUAUUUAA